This is a messenger RNA of Poecilia latipinna (sailfin molly), 3738 nucleotides long. RefSeq names its product taste receptor, type 1, member 1 (gene tas1r1). Gene Ontology annotation, cellular component: plasma membrane. The record is from RefSeq and is a predicted model, not a curated record. Lineage: Eukaryota; Metazoa; Chordata; Actinopteri; Cyprinodontiformes; Poeciliidae. The coding region runs from base 952 to 3468 and encodes 838 amino acids. Gene Ontology annotation, molecular function: G protein-coupled receptor activity. The transcript is spliced from 6 exons. Gene Ontology annotation, biological process: G protein-coupled receptor signaling pathway.
GAGGCUACAAUGUCACCAAAAUGCAAACGGAUCUACGCCUCUUGUCAACAUUUCUCUUGUGAUGUGCCUUAAUUUGAGGAAACUGGACGGUAGAAAUGUAGCAGAAACAAAAGGGAAGGUUCUAUUCACAAAACUCACAAUGAUUAUAAAAACCUGUCAGGCAAUUGGAUGUCUUAAACUGAUUGUUUCAUGUAUAUUACUGCACAAUAUUUUCACAGCUUUACUAAAAGUACAUAUAAAACAUGAAGGUAAUGCUCAGGUACUCUGUGCUUUUGGUCAAUUAAAUAAAAUGUUCAUGUACUAGUUAAAUGUAAAAUCAGUGGAUAAUAAGAAUGGCACCACAAAUUGGCCAUUUAGGAACAACUGGUUGAUUUCCAGUUGCACUGCUUGUCCUGGGUUUGAAUUACGGCCUUGGUUCUUCAUGGAGUAAGUUUGUACAUUUUCCCCAUGGAUGUGUGGGAAUAACUGAGUACUCCAUCUUCUUUCCACCAUCCAAAAACAUGAAAGCUGAUUGGUUGUUAUCAAUGUACUAUGAGGGCAUGAAAACCAGAAUCAGCAAACAAACAACAAAAAGCAAUGCAUGACUCCACCAGAAAUAUGUUUCUUUACCAAAACAGAAUUUCUGACCAAAAUAAUGCAUGAGAGUAGAAUAAGUGUUUUUCCUUUGUCAAAAACUUUUGCCGUUUUUUUUUUUUUUUUUUUUUUUUUCUUUUGGCUUUUUACAUGUCUCCAGCUCAUUUUCAUGAGGGGAAACGCUACAGUCUCACAAACAAAUUCAACAUGCAAACAAGCUUCUUUGAAUCAGCAUUCCCUUGAAAAGAUGCAAAGUGUUCCUUCCUGUCACUGGAGGCUCCUCGCCUCAGCGGAGGCCUCUUAUAAACGAGUCCUGCUUCUUUUCAUACAGGCUACAUGAGUUUUGUCAGCAGAGGUGUUUGAGCUGAGUUUUGAAUAAUGUUUCUUGCCGUCUUCCUCUCCUCAGGCUGGCUGAUGCUGCAGUUAGCUGCUGGGGAGCUAGAUUAUACGUCUCAGGCUGAGGGGAUGCAGCUCCAGGGUGACUUUUCCUUCGCAGGACUCUUUCCCCUCCAUUAUACUGACGUCCCUGCUAAUGGUCUGCCUGCUUUGGUUCCAUGUGAUCAAGGAAGACCUAACAAACACGGGUUUCACUUGAUGCAAGCCAUGAGAUUCGCUGUAGAAGAAAUCAACAACAACUCCGGCCCGCUGCCUCUGCUGCCAGGAGUAAAGCUCGGCUACCAGAUGUACGACAUCUGCUCCAACCCGGCCAGUGUCCUGGCCACGCUGGACCUGCUGGAGCAGCAGUACCAGAACUUCAGCAAAGUUCAGAGAGCAGUUGGUGUGAUUGGACCAGACAGCAGCAGCAAGACUUUCACGCCAGCCGCUCUGCUGGGGGCUUAUGUGAUUCCACAGAUCUCUUAUGAAGCAUCAAAUGAAAUGCUGAGCAACAAGGAGAUCUAUCCAUCGUUCUUCCGCACGAUUCCAAGCGACAAGAACCAGGUGGAAGCCAUGAUCCAGCUGUUGGUCCGGUUCAACUGGAUGUGGGUAGCUCUUUUAGGCAGCGACAACGACUAUGGCCUGCAGGGCAUGAAGAGCCUGUCGGAGCAAGCCCCCCACCACGGCAUCUGCAUCCCAUACCAAGGAAUCAUCCCCACGGCCUCCGACGACACGGUUCAGACCAUGAGGAACAUGGUGGACAACAUACUGAAAACCAAGGUGAACACCAUCGUGGUGUUUUCAAGCAAGACAAAGUUCCACGACUUCCUCCCAUAUGUGCUGGAGAGAAACAUUACAGAAAAGGUGUGGAUCGGGACGGAGGACUGGUCGCCGUCCACUCUCAUAUCCGGGAUUCCUGGGAUCCAGACCAUCGGCACCGUGCUCGGGAUCUCGGUCAAGGACGCCGCCAUUCCUGGGUUUGACGAGUUCCAGAAGAACAUGGUCGAGAUCUCAAUGCAGCACGUCAACGGAGACGCCAACACGACACUCGGCGGUGGCAAUGACUGUCUGCAGAGCACAGACCUGUACUCCCUCGCCAGGAACAACUUCUCCAUGGAUAAAUAUGACAUCACCUCCGCCUUCAAUGUUUACAAGGCAGUUUAUGCUCUAGCUCAGGCUCUGCAUCAAGCUCUUGACUGUGAUUCCGGAGAAUGCAGCGGGAGAAGUGUGUCUCCACCAGAGCUUCUGGCGCAGCUCAGGAAGGUUCGAUUUUCUCUCGGCAACUCUCCUGUGUAUUUUGACAUUCAUGGAGACCCACCCACCGGGUACGAUAUAGUGUCCUGGGUUUGGAGGGGGACGGACUGGUCUCUCAGAGUGGUAGGCUCCUUCACGCCGGACCCCAUCGCCCUCACAGUGGAUGCCAGUCUGAUAGAGUGGCACGGCAAAGAAGACUCAGAAUCGGUACGACAGACGAUGUUUCACUCCUUCUGCUCCCCACCUUGCCCAAAAGGUCACAAGAAGCUGCUGACAGGUCAGCAUGCCUGCUGCUUCGACUGCCAGGCCUGUCCCUCGGCCACGUUCCUCAAUAUAAGUGACCUGACGGAUUGUCAGGCCUGUCUGCCGGAGCAGUGGGCCCCCCCAUCCAGUGAGGAGUGUCUGAAUAGGACGGUGGUACAGCUGGACUGGGACCACCCUCUCUCCAUAGCUCUCCUCUUCUUCCUGACCACCUGCGUCCUCCUGACCUCCAGCACGGCCGUAAUCCUCCUGCUCAACCUGAACACGCCGGUGGGCAAGUCCGCCGGGGGCCGCACCUGCCUGCUGAUGCUGGCGGCCCUGACGGUCGCCGCCCUGAGCACUUUGUGCCACUUUGGCCGGCCGUCCCCGGCGGCCUGCGUCCUGAAGCAGACUCUGUUCACCAUCAGCUUCUCUGUGUGUCUGGCCUGCAUCACGGUGCGCUCCCUGCAGGUCGUGUGCAUAUUCAAGUUUGCGUCCAGGCUGCCGCCGGCCUACGACAGGUGGAUGAAAAAGCAGGGCCCAGAGGUCACCAUCUUUCUGGUGUCUGCCACUAUCCUGCUCAUCUCAGUGCUCCGGUUGUCCGUCGACACGCCGCAGCCUUCCCAGGACCUGCAGUUCUACCAAGACAAAAUUGUCUGGGAGUGCAGCAAAACCCUCUCCGUCGGCUCCGGCAUUGAGCUGGCGUACGUCUCUCUCCUCAGCGUCCUCUGCUUCUCUUUCAGCUACAUGGGGAAGGACCUGCCGGCCAACUACAACGAAGCCAAGUGUGUCACCUUCAGCCUGAUGGUGUACAUGAUCUCCUGGAUGAGCUUCUUCACCCUCUACCUCAUCAACAGAGAAACCUUCACCAUGGCGGCGCAGGUGUUCGCCACGCUCUUCAGCGUCCUGGCCUUCCUGGCUGGAUACUUCCUCCCCAAAAUGUACAUUAUCGUUCUGAGGCCCCAGAUGAACACCACAGCGCACUUCCAGAACUGCAUUCAGAUGUACACCAUGAACAAAAACUGAAACUUGAUCAAGUUUGUGUUAUCUAAUAACCACAAACUUUAGUGCGUUAUAUUGAGAUUUUCAUGUGGUGGACCAGCACAAAGUAAUGCAUAAUUGUAAAGUGACAGCAAGUGACACAGUUUUGAUAUUUUUUGGCAAAAGGUCAGGGAGAAAGACCAACAAAACGACCAUGACUUAUAUUUCAUCUGUUGUUACAUUUAUAGCAGAGAUUUUAUUUAGCCUUUUUUUUUUUUUUUUGUGUUUGAGUAAUAUCUUUUAAGCUUCAUCUUU